AUGCCGCGCGAGAUCAUCACGCUGCAGGCCGGGCAGUGUGGGAAUCAGGUCGGGAGUGAGUUUUGGCGGCAGUUAUGCCUCGAGCACGGGAUUCGCCUGGACGGCGUCGUCGAGCCCUUCGCCGUCGGCGGCGAUGACCGCAAGGACGUCUUUUUCUACCAGGCCGACGACGACCACUACGUCCCGCGGGCGCUUUUGAUCGACAUGGAGCCGCGCGUCGUCCACGCCAUCCAGCGCGGCGCCAUGCAGAAGCUUUUCAACGCGGAGAACGUCUUCAUCCACCCCGAGGGCGGGGGGGCGGGGAAUAACUGGUCCCACGGCUACGAGCUCGGCGAUCAGGUUCAGGAGACGCUCUUCGACAUGAUCGAGCGCGAGGCGGAGAACAGCGACAGCCUCGAGGGCUUUCUCCUCACCCACUCCAUCGCGGGCGGGACCGGGAGCGGGAUCGGCAGCUACCUUUUGGAGAACCUCAACGACCGCUUUCCCAAGAAGCUCACCCAGACCUACAGCAUCUUCCCCAACCAGUCCCGGGGCGGGGAAAGCGACGUCAUUGUGCAGCCCUACAACAGCGUCCUGGCGAUUAAACGGCUGACGCUGCACGCGGAUUGUGUGGUGGUGCUGGACAACACCGCGCUGAACCGCCUGGUCACCGACAACCUCCACAUCCCCUCCCCGACGGUGGAGCAGAUGAACGGCCUGGUGAGUACCGUGAUGGCGGCCUCAACGGCGACCCUGCGGUACCCGGGGUAUAUGAAUAACGACCUCCUGAGCAUGCUCGCCUCGCUGAUUCCCACCCCGCGAUGCCAUUUUGUCUGCACCGGCUAUACCCCGACCACGUUGGAUACGUCGAAUAUCCAAUCCGCGGUGCGUAAAACCUCCGUGCAUGAUGUUAUGCGGCGGCUUUUGUUGCCGAAAAAUAUGAUGGUCUCGACCUCGAUGAAGAGCGGGUGCUAUAUCUCGCUUCUGAACCUCAUCCAGGGCGAUGUCGACCCCGCGCAGGUGCAUCGCUCGCUCGAGCGGAUUCGCGAGCGCUCGCCGAAUUUUAUCCCCUGGGGGCCGGCCUCGAUUCAGGUGAUUCUGUCAAGAAAAUCGCCCUAUUUGGAUACGCGGCAUCGCGUGAGCGGGCUCGUCUUGGCCAAUCACACCAGCAUCCGCACCCUCUUCCAGCGGACGCUCAAGCAGUUCGACACGCUCUUCGGGCGGGGGGUUUUUCUCGAUCAAUACCGCAAGUACGGCCCGACCAAAGAAAGCAUGGAGGAAUUCAAGGACUCCAGAGAGGUGGUGGACACGUUGAUUGAGGAGUACAAGGCCUGCGAGGGGUCCGAUUACAUCCGAAACUUCUAA
Molecule: messenger RNA, 1344 nt
Organism: Phytomonas sp. Hart1
Lineage: Eukaryota; Euglenozoa; Kinetoplastea; Trypanosomatida; Trypanosomatidae
Source: the annotation of a GenBank genome assembly